CAUUUAUUUCUUGUUCCUGGCAAUUCUGUCUCUGAAGAUUGGCACCUCUACCCUGGUGAGGAUGGCAUCAUCUUUCUUUCCUGACUUUGGCCUGAUGUGGUACCUGAAGGAGCUCAAAAGGGAUGAAUUCAAAAAAUUCAAGGAUGUCCUCAGGAAAGAGCCUCUUGAAUUGGGACUCAAGCCACUUCCCUGGAGUGAAGUAAAAAGGGCCACACGGGAGAAUCUCGCAAAGCUCCUGACCGUGAAUUACGAGGAAGAACAAGCCUGGAAUGUGACCCUCAGCAUCUUCCACAAGAUCAGCAGAAAAGACCUCUGUGAGAAGGCCAAGAAGGAGAUUACAGGACAUGCAAAGACAUAUCAAGCUCACAUAAAGGAGAAAUUCUCCAACCUAUGGUUCCAAGAAGCCCGCACCAGGAUUCAUGAGUAUCUUGACCAGGAAAAUGCCCGUAAGGAGCAGGAAAGUCUACAACGGCUUUUUGCUCCUAAAAGAACUGGGAAAUGGACACGGACCGUGAUCCUCCUUGGACCACAAGGGGUUGGGAAGACAACAUACCUGGUAAAGCUGAUGCUGGCCUGGGCGGAGGGCAACCUCUUUCGAGAGAGAUUCUCUUAUGUCUUCUACUUCUGCUGCCAGGAACUGAAGCAGCUGACAAAGACGAGCUUGGCUGCGUUGAUUUCUAGAGACUGGUCUGACUCCCUUGCUCCUUUGCAAGAAAUCACAUCCCAACCAGAGAGGCUCUUGUUCGUCAUUGACAGUUUUGAAGAACUGAAGCAUGACUUGAAUGAGCCUGAGUCGGAUCUGUGCAGCGACUGGACAGAGAAGCGGCCAGUGCAGCUAGUCCUCAGUAGCCUGCUGAGGAAGAAAAUCUUCCCAGAGUCCUCUUUGCUCAUUGCAGCCAAGCCUGUGUACCCACGGAAAAUAGAGCUCAGCUUGGACGGGCCAGAAAUUAGAGAACUCCUGGGAUUCAGUGAGACUGAUAGGAAGCUGUAUUUCUACACCAUCUUUCGAGACAGGAAUAGAGCCAUGGAAGCCUUCAGGUUGGUGAGGGAAAACAAACAGCUCUUUUGCAUGUGCCAAAUCCCUGUCCUUUGCUGGGCUGUGUGUACUUGCCUGAAACAAGAGAUGGACAAGGGGAGAGAUCUGGCGCCCACCUGCCAACACACCACCUCUAUUUUUACCUCUUUUGUCUUUGGCCUGUUCACACCCAAGGGUGCUGGUUGUCCAGAUCAGCAAAGCCAACGUCUGCUGAAGGGCUUGUGCUUCCUGGCUGCAGAGGGCAUGUGGACAGACACGUUUGUAUUUGGUGAAGAAGAUCUCGAGAGAAAUGGGUUAUGUGAUUCGGACAUCCCUGCGCUGCUGGGCUUAAAGGCGCUUCAGAAGUGCAGGGCCUUCGAGAAGUCCUAUGCCUUCAUCCACGUGUGCAUCCAGGAGUUCUGUGCCGCCAUGUUCUACCUUCUGAGUGGUCACGCCCAACACCCCAACCCCGCUGUUGGCUCUCUCGAGGCACUGCUGCUGACCUUUUUAAAGAGGGUAAAUGUAUACUGGAUUUAUUUGGGGUGCUUCCUGUUUGGCCUUUUACGUGAAGAGGAACAAAAAAAGCUGGAUGCAUUUUUUGGCAUCCACCUGGCCCAGGAGAUCCAGCAGAAGUGUCACCAGUUCUUGCAAAGCAUAGCUGAGAAUGAACAUUCCUGGAAACAGGUAGAUUUCUUGGCAUUGUGUUACUGUCUGUAUGAGAUGCGGAAUGAAGACUUCGUACAGUGGGCAAUGGACUUCUUCCAGGCUGUUAAAUUAUCCAUCAUUGACGAUGCCGACCUGGUGGUUUCUGCCUACUGCUUAAAACACUGUUCUGGCUUGAGGACACUUUGGGUUUCUGCCCUACAUGACUUUGAGGAAGAGGAUGAAGAAGGUUCCAUGUCACGUUACAGUGCCAUCCACUGGAAUCAAGUCUGUUCUGCGCUCAUUACAAAUGAGAACCUCAGAGAAUUCCGAAUGAGUGACAGCAGCCUCCAUGGCUUCGCUUUUGUGACUUUGUGCGAUCAGCUGAAGCAUCCUCGCUGUCGCCUUCAAAAGCUUCACCUGAAUAAUGUCUCCUUUCCCCGUGGGAGCCGGCUCUUCUUUGAGGUGCUGACUCACAGCCCACAUUUGAAAUGCCUGAACCUCAGUGGCACGAAGCUCUCACGCAAUGCUAUGAAGCUGCUCUGUGAAGCCUUGAACAACCCCACGUGCAACAUCGAAGAGCUGCUGGUGGCAGGAUGUUGGCUCUCGGUGGAGGACUGUUCAGCCUUUUCCCAGAUCCUAAGGAGCCGCAGGAAACUGCUGAAUCUUAAUGUCUCACGCAACUACUUGGCCCCAGGGGCACCCCUGCUGUGUAAGGUCCUGUGUCAGCCAGACUGUGCUCUGAGGGUCUUGGAUUUAGGUCACUGCUACCUCGAUCAACACUGCUGGACAAACCUCUAUGAAGUUCUUCUGUGUAACAAAAGCUUGAUCCAUCUGGACCUCACAUCAAAUAUCCUGAAAGAUGAAAAACUGAAGCUUCUCUGUGAGGCAUUGAAAGAGCCAGGUUGCCACCUGCAGUCACUGUGGAUUUUAAAAUGUCUCAUCACAGCCGCCGGCUGUCGAGAACUUGCCUCCGUGCUCCCUGUCAAUCCGAACCUGAGAAAUCUGCAACUCGGGUACAAUGACAUAGAAGAUGCUGGCGUGAAGCUGCUGUGCGAAGGUCUGACACAUCCCAGCUGUCGCUUAGAGAUACUUGGGCUGGGUGAGUGCAAGCUAACCAGCGCCUGCUGCCAGGAUAUCUCUUCUGUCCUUACCAGCAGCAAAACUCUGAGGAUUUUGAAUCUGGGUAGAAAUGCCUUGGACCUCAGUGGGGUGGUGGUGCUUUGCGAGGCCCUGAGGCACCCUGAGUGCACCCUGCAGGUUCUCAGCCUGAAAAAAGAGGAACUCGAUGAGGAAACCCAGAGAUUUCUGAUGGCUGAGGAGAAGAAAAAUCCCAAAUGGCCCAUCAUAGGUGAAUGA
Phacochoerus africanus (Common warthog) is the source of this 3016-nucleotide messenger RNA. It is a transcript of the gene NLRP4, whose product is annotated as NLR family pyrin domain containing 4. Gene Ontology annotation, biological process: regulation of inflammatory response. The record is from RefSeq and is a predicted model, not a curated record. Gene Ontology annotation, molecular function: protein binding. Lineage: Eukaryota; Metazoa; Chordata; Mammalia; Artiodactyla; Suidae. Gene Ontology annotation, cellular component: cytoplasm. The coding region runs from base 62 to 3016 and encodes 984 amino acids. The transcript has 9 exons.